GCAAUUACACAAGAUUGAAUACAAGCAAUAUAGUGGGAUGUCGGAUUAUAUCGAGGCGGUUAUGCGGUUGGUGCAGCAACUGGCAGACAUCGACAAAACUAUCGAGGACGAUGAAGUAGCUGAGAUAUUGCUUUCCGGCCUGCCCCAGGAAUUUGACAAUCUUGUUUCUGGUCUGGAGACUGCCUGCUUGACAAGCAAAUUAAGUAGUGAAGUGGUCCGGACGCGCCUGCUUCAGGAGGAGCAUAGGCGCAAUGGAGAGGAGAACGCUACAGCUUUACAUGUUAAGAAGAAGAGUCCCUUAUACUGCAGCUUUUGUAAGAGGAAUGGACAUACAGUAAAACGGUGUUUCAAAAAGAAAAGGGAGGAGCAGAAGGAUCCGCAUACUCACUCCAUGUAUGCAUCAGCGAAUGCGGCCUGCAGUGAAGAUGCUCAAGAUUUUAUAGUGGAUUCAGGCUCGACAUCCCAUAUGUGUUCUAAUAAGGACCUUUUUAGUGAAACCCAAGGAAAAAGACAUGAGUGGUAGCUGCGUGUCGUGCUUGUCUGGAAAAAUGCCUAAGGCACCUUUUCCAGUCAGCACUAGUCGUGCUACUGUCCCAAACCAGCUUAUACACUCCGACGUCAUUGGCCCGAUGCAAGUACGCUCAUGGGGCAACGCACGCUACUUGCUGACCUUCACUGACGACUAUACCCGAAAAACAUGGGGCUACCUGAUGAAAAAUAAAUCUGAGGUGAGUUCCCAUUUUAUUAAUUUCAAAAGCCUAGUUGAGAAACAGAAGGAUUUGCCAAUUAAAGUGCUUCGCACAGAUAAUGGUACAGAGUAUGUUAAUCAUAGACUCAGUAGUUAUCUUCAGCAGCACGGUAUUAUUCACCAGACCACUGUACCUUAUUCGCCCCAACAGAAUGGUGUUGCGGAACGUGCAGGUAAAACGAUUUUUGACAAAGCAAGAGCAAUGUUACAUGAAUCCGGCCUUUGUAAUCGCUACUGGGGAGAGAGCGUAAUGUGCGCGAUUUAUUUAAAAAAUAGGUCUCCUACCAGAGCUUUGUCGGGUGACAUUCCUGAACGCUUAUGGUCUGAGUCUGAUGUAGAUGUUAGCCAUUUACGCGUCUUUGGAUGCCUUGCUUAUUCUUUGAUUCCUAGUCAAAAACGUCGUAAGCUUGAUCCGAAAGCGAAAGCUUACAUAUUUGUGGGUUAUGGUGAAAACUGCAAAGGUUAUCGUUUGAGUGAUCCUGCCAAUCCUCGUAACGUAAUUCUUGCAAGGACAGUAAACUUUUUAGAGGAUAAAUUUCCUGGAAAAUAUGACAGUUGCAAGCCAAGUUGUGGAGAUGAAUUUUAUUUUUAUAAUGUUGACAUGGAUAUUGGCAAUUUUAAUAAUGUUAAUAAUUUAAAUUCAAAUGAAUCUAGUCAAUGUAUUUUAAAUGAUGAAUUAAUUUUAAAUAAUGAAUUGAAUUUAAAUAAUGAAGCCAAUUUUAAUAAUGAACGUGAUAAAUCUGACAAAUCUUGCUCAAUUAGCCCUCGUCACAUUUCAGAUGCGGAGUCACCGACGCCACCUGCGUGGUCGCCGCUGUCUGAAAGAUAUUGUACUGGCGAUGAAGGUGAUGAUGACGCGCGUGAUGAAGACUAUGUGCCGGUGGGCUCUGAGUCUUCGCUUCCUGCGUCAUCACUUGAUAGUAAUGACAAAGGUAAUGGAGCUUGUGACCCGCUGGGCGCUGUGUCUUCUGUGCCGGAGUCUGCUUCACCUGGUAAGGAGUCGAUGUCGUCGGCUGUUACCGACACAUUUAGCUCACGCCCCGUACGUAGUACGAGAGGUACUGUUCCUGGCAGAUUUGACGACUACGAUUUAUCCAUGUUAUCAACGAUGGCUGAUGGUUCAUUAGAUGAACCCUCGUCAUAUGAAGAAGCUGUGAACUCGCCAGAAAAGGAUAGUUGGUUCGAGGCGAUGCAAUGUGAGUAUAACUCUAUGAUCAAGAAUAAUGUUUGGACGCUAGUCGAUCGGCCCAAAAAUGAAAAUAUCGUAAAAUGUAAAUGGGUAUUUAAAAAGAAACUAGAUGAUUCAGGUAAAGAUUCUAAAUUUAAAGCAAGACUGGUUGCUCGUGGCUUUAGUCAGAAAGAGGGGAUAGACUACACUGACACUUUUUCACCUGUUGUAAGGCACAGCACUUUGAGAAUCUUAUUUUCUCUUGCAACUGAAUUAGAACUAGAAAUUGAUCAUAUAGACGUUACUACUGCAUUUUUAAACGGAGAACUUAAUGAACAAAUUUUCAUGGAGCAACCAUCAGGUUUUAAACAAAAUGACAAAGUUUGUUUAUUAAAUAAGAGUAUUUACGGGCUAAAGCAGGCUAGCAGAGUGUGGAAUACUAAAAUACACUCAGUUUUAUCACACAAUGGAUAUGUUCAAAGUAAAUGUGAGCCAUGCAUCUACAUUAAGAAAACUGAGACUGAAUAUGUAAUAAUAGCUCUGUAUGUUGAUGAUUUUUACAUCUUUCAUAGCAAUUGUAUUAAAAAUGUUUUAAAACUCUUGCAAGACAAUUUCGAAGUUCGCCAUUUAGGUAAACUACAGAAUUGUUUGGGAAUGAAUGUUCACAGGCAAAAUGGCGUAACUACAUUAGAUCAGUCAGCAUACAUAAGACGUUUAUUAGUUAAGUACAAUAUGAUAAAUUGUAAGGCUGUAUCCACACCACUGCCUGUAAAUAAUAAAUUUGAAAAGCCAGAUAAAGCAUGUUUAAAUGAUGAUGCAUAUAAAUAUAGGCAAUUAUUGGGCAGUUUGAUGUAUUUAAGUGUUUGUACAAGACCUGAUAUAUCAUUUGCAUGCAGCCAGUUAGGUAUGUUUAGUAAUUGUUUUAAUGAAAAUCACUGGCGCGCCGCAAAACGUGUUCUGCGUUAUUUAGCUGGUACAGUUAAUUAUGGACUGUGCUUUACCAAAAGCAAUAGUUUUGAUAUUAAUGCUUACACAGACGCAGACUGGGCAAACGAUAUAUCGGACCGUAGAUCUUACACUGGGUUUGUCAUAAAAUUAGGCGAAAAUGUCAUCAAUUGGGAGGCCCGAAAGCAACGUUGUAUAGCUCUAUCAAGUUGUGAAUCAGAGUAUAUCGCUAUUGCUGACGUUUGCAAAGAUAUUUGCUUUGUUAAAAAUUUCAUUUGUGAAAUUAUAAACAAAACUUGUAAUGUAAUUGUAUUUAACGACAGUCAAAGUGCACAAAAGUUGCUUCUUAUAAAAGAUCACUCCCAUAAGAGAACUAAACACAUAGACCUAAGAUACCAUUUUGUCAAAGAUUUAGUUCAAAGGAAAUACCUAAGUGUAAAGUAUUUGCAAACUGACCGUAUGGUGGCAGACGUACUAACUAAGCCAUUAUGUAGUCAGAAACAUAACAACUUUGUGAAGGCAUUGAAUCUUAAACCGUGUUAAGCUUGUGAUAAAAUAUGUUUUUAAUGUUAUGUUAAGUUAUGCAUCAUCUCUUGUUCUACUUAUGUCUAGCAUGCUAUUAUGAGACAUUGUGCAUCAUGUUAAUUUUAAGCUCUACCAUACUUGCUUGCCCAUGUUUUGUAUGUUUAUGUAGAGCCAUAUUUGCAGUUUGCAAUCUCAGGAUUGAUAUAAUCCAAUGUGAGGCGUAAGGAGGAGUAUUGAAUAUCAUGUAUACACCCCACAUUGGAUCUUCUAUUAAUAUACUUAAUCUAUGACAGCUAAUUGAAGUUUGCUGCAUCUAUGUGCGUUACUCUAUCUAUGGCACUUUCUGUCAAACAUCUCUACAACGCGAACAUGGCUCCGUAAUUAUGAUAUAUACUUUAAAUACUAAUCUUAAGGAAUCUUUUAAGUCUUUUAUCAAACUUGGACUCACAAUGUUGUAAGUUUAUUAUUUAUUCAAUAAUAAAACAACAUUGGCUGGA
Messenger RNA from Cydia strobilella, 3883 nucleotides. RefSeq lists its product as uncharacterized. The record is from RefSeq and is a predicted model, not a curated record. The coding region runs from base 38 to 523 and encodes 161 amino acids. NCBI's taxonomy places the organism in Eukaryota, Metazoa, Arthropoda, Insecta, Lepidoptera, Tortricidae. The transcript is spliced from 2 exons.